UUCUCUGUAUAAACAACGACCGGGACGGUUCGUGUGUAUCGUUUGCGUUUUAUGUUAGUAAAUUGUGAAAUUAAGAAGUAAAAAUGUCUGAGGUUGAUUCAGUAAAUACUAAUAAUGCUGUAAAUGAAGAAAACAGUCAAAACGAUAAAGCAGCUAAAGGUAAAAAAUCUAAAUCGCCCAGGCUUUCCACCAUUGAAAGAGCAAGAGAAGAAAGCGAAGCUAUCACAAAGGGUUUAGGUCCAGAAGUUGAAGGUAGGCGCCGGACUCGAUCAGCAGCUAAGGGGGUUCCAGCAACACCGCCGCCGCCAGCCAAAAAAGAAAGAAAAAGUUCGAGCUCUGGCAAAACUCGUGGACGACCAAAAAAAUCUACCGAGGAGAGUAGUGAUUCUCAGAAAUCAGAAACCUCCAUAACUGAAAGUGAGGAGGAAGCUAAAAUCAAUGAUGAAGCAAAGAGUGACGCAGAAACUACAGAAAAUUCACAUGACGAUAAAGAGGAAUCGGCAAAUAAUAAUGCCGAAUCAUCUAAAGAGUCUCCGGAAGCGACAGAGAACGGGGCAAGAGAGGAUGAUAGCGUAGACGCUCCCGCCUCAGAGGACGAGAAAAAAGAGGAAGAGGAAAGUAAAAGCAGCGCGGAAAACGCGUCAGAAUCAGCAGCGAGCCCUGCAACGGAAGCCAAGAAACCCGCCGAGUAAAUACAUUUUUAUAUGUUUGAUUUCUUAUUACAUACUGUAGGUUAAACAAUUUAAGAAAUUUAUUUGUAAUAUUACUGAAAAACAAAAUAGUUAUUUUUAAAUGAUUUGUGAUUUAUUGUACUAGAGUCUACUUUGAGGUUAGGUUAUGAGCGGCGCGAUGCGAUUGCAAGAUAAUUACUGUUAAUAAUAUAACAUAGGUUAGGCGUCAUUCUUUUGUAUAUUUCUCCUUUAACGGUAAUUAUUGUACAAUAUGCAUUUUUAUUACCUACAGACAAGUAAAUUUUAAAUUAUAAAAAGGAAAACGAUAGUGUAGGGAGUACAUAUUCGCGUAUGUACCUGAAUCUCUCCAUCUAUCUGAAUGUUUCAUUUAUUUUAUCCCUUUAUUUUUUAAAAAUUCCAUGUUCGAGCGGAUUGAACUGAAUAAACAUUCUAGCUCACACGUUAUCAGACACUCUCACCUCCCCCUCCCCCCUUCACGUUCAUGCAGAUCGGAGUUUCGGAAUAUAUAUAUAUAUAAUAUUUUUUGAAAAAAAUUGUUUCUAUAUACGGUUAUAAUUGCACCGGUUAGACGUUUCGAUAAUGGAUCUUGAAAUACCUGUAGCUAUACCAUUCAUUGUUUGUAUUUUUAUAGAAUUGUAGUAAUAUAUUUUUAUUUCAUUAUUCUUUCGACAUGAAACACUGUCCUUGAUUUUAUAUUUAUGUAAUCUAAACUGUAUGGUUAAUUGAAUGUGAAAUAAAUUUUCAUUAGACAAUUAUAAGAA
This is a messenger RNA of Anoplophora glabripennis (Asian longhorned beetle), 1453 nucleotides long. Its product is annotated as myristoylated alanine-rich C-kinase substrate-like. The transcript has 5 exons. NCBI's taxonomy places the organism in Eukaryota, Metazoa, Arthropoda, Insecta, Coleoptera, Cerambycidae. The record is from RefSeq and is a predicted model, not a curated record. Bases 84 to 692 code for a protein of 202 amino acids.